GUUUCCCUCCAUACAUCGUUUCGUUUCGUUUUGUCCAAGCUACAAAAAAUACAAAUUUCCAGUUUUGUCAAUCCAAAUCUGUUGAGCAGUACAUACGGGUAAGUGUGAAUUCAAAAAGGAAAACACAGAGGAGCAAUGCGAAUUCAAAGAGGAAAAUCGAGUUGAAUGGAAGAUGUGGCUCUGGUGUUUUAUCCCCUUCCAACCACAAGAGACUCUCUCAAGGCUCCGGUGCUUGUUGCCUUCUUCGAUCUCUUUGUCCCUCCCUCCCUCCUCCUCCAUCAUCUACUUUUCUUCUGUCAGUCAGGAGCUCGAGCUCCUCCUCGCCUCGCCUCCAUCGAAAAGGACUUGAAUCGCAAUCGAAGAGGUGAAGGUGCCAUCUUGCGUGUGAUGAUGAAUGUUCUCUCAAGCCACCCCCAAAAUAUGAAGCUUCGGAUCCAGGAGAUCUCUCACAGUCACAGACGGAGGUCCUGCAGGGUUCAAUGUCCAUACGCGCUGGACUCCCCUUGUGGAGGAGCAGGAGGACAUGUAGCACUUGUUCAUCCCCGCAGGAGGCGUCAUCCAUUCGUUGCAGUCAGAGCAGCCAAUGGCAGCGGAGGAGAAUCGAGCAGUGGUGAAGACGAUGAUGACCAAGAAAAGCAAAGCAAGAAAGAGGGUAGCUCUGGGUCUGGGUUGUCCAGAGAGGAUUUGGAACGGCUAGUCGGGCCUGACGAUGCAACGUUCGAUGGAUUGGAUCUUGCAAACCUCAUCAGGAAGAAGUACGGUAGAUCAUACGAUGUCACGCUCAUAAAGAAGGAGUUCAUGGGAAGGAAUCUGUUGGCUAUGAAUGUGAUGUGGAAGUACAGGGAGCAAAGAUCGUUCCCGUUGAGCGAGGAGGAGUACCUGCUGCGUCUGGACGGCGUGGCCAACACGCUCAAGUGCUGGGGAGCUGUGGCGCAUGUCCGGAAUACGCUGGAGAAGCUCAAGGAGAGGCCAAGGAUUGGCAAAGCGGUGAGCAUCUUCAUCGACUUGGACGAGACGGGAGGGCGCUCAAACGAAUGGAUUUACAAGUGAUCCAUGAUGGAUCCACCUGAACCUGCUUGGCUCUGCUUGCAUCAGCUAGUUAGUUACCUUGAGGAUGGAGUGAAAUUCUUUGCAGCAUAAUCGAAUAAUAAUUUGCCUGCAUCAGUGAUUAUUUAUUGGCGUUCGACUCUA
Phragmites australis (common reed) is the source of this 1191-nucleotide messenger RNA. RefSeq lists its product as uncharacterized. The coding region runs from base 166 to 1050 and encodes 294 amino acids. The record is from RefSeq and is a predicted model, not a curated record. The transcript has 6 exons. NCBI's taxonomy places the organism in Eukaryota, Viridiplantae, Streptophyta, Magnoliopsida, Poales, Poaceae.